AUGGCGCAGCAAUUGAGCAAUCUUUUCAAACCCAGUGGACAACUGCCAAGCAACACCGAGAAAAACCCCUCCGGGCAUGUUAAUGCCGCUACACUAAGAAGCGACACCACCUAUAAUCCUCCACCCAUGGUUGUUGUUGAAAAUGAAGAAGGAGAGGUGGUAGUAGAGGAAAAAGCACCUAAUGAGGGAGAAAAGGAGGAACAACUAGCACCUGCCCCAGUGAAGAGAAAGCAGCCCACCAUUAAUGUAUAUGUACCUCCUGUUCCUUUCCCACAGAGAUUAGCGCAUCGCAAGCUUGAAGAAAAAUAUGGGGAGUUUUUAGAAGUUCUGAGUAAGCUUGAAAUAAACAUUCCCUUCAUAGAUGCUUUCAAGAAGAUGCCUUCUUAUGCAAAAUUUCUAAAGGAGGUGUUAUCUAACAAAAGGAAGCUACCGGAAACAGGCGUAGAAACACUAAGAGGAGAAUGCAGCGCUAUCUUAGAGUGCAAGGUGCCGAAAAAAGAAUCUGACCUCGGGAGUUUCACCAUUCCAGUCAAAUUUGGUGAAGUUUUGGUCAAUAAAGCACUCGCUGAUUUGGGAGCUAGUGUGAGUAUCAUGCCGCUAUCUUUAUGCAAGAGGAUCAAUGCGGAGAUCAAGCCAACAAAAAUGUCUUUGCAGCUAGCCAAUAGAUUAGUAAGGUUUUCAGUUAGAGUUGUUGAAGAUUUGCCAGUUCAAAUAGGGAAGUUCUAUGUCCCUUGUGAUUUUGUGAUUAUGGAUAUUGUUGAAGAUCAUGUCAUAUCUAUCAUUCUUGGGAAAGAUUUUUUGAAGACUACACGAGCUGUUUUUGAUGUGUUCAAUGGCAAGCUUACAUUGAACAUCUUGGGGAGGACGUUGAGUUUUAUUUUCCAUCAAUGA
Amaranthus tricolor (Joseph's coat) is the source of this 891-nucleotide messenger RNA. RefSeq lists its product as uncharacterized. Lineage: Eukaryota; Viridiplantae; Streptophyta; Magnoliopsida; Caryophyllales; Amaranthaceae. The coding region runs from base 1 to 891 and encodes 296 amino acids. The transcript has a single exon. The record is from RefSeq and is a predicted model, not a curated record.